UCAAUCCCAGCUCUGUUACACAUCUUGUUUAUUUACUGCACUCAGCAGCUUGCAAAUGGUUAACUAUAUGCAAAAAAAGUCAGCAUAGCUGUGAAGUAUGCCGUGAAUUUUAAUUGGGGAAUAAAAGGACAACUGCUUCAGGAUGAUCUAGUAUGCACUCUGCUUGAAAUAUUUUCAAUGAAAUGCUCAGCAUUUUGUCUUUGACCAGAGGUUUUAACUUUAUAAAGCGAUGGGACUUGCCAAAAAGUGAUAUUUGAGAAGAAAGUACGUGGUGGUCGGUGUUUUCUUUUUUAAUAAAGAAAUUGAAUUUACUUUGAACAUCUCUUCCAGCUGUGCAUUACAGAUAACAUCAGGAAGUCUUUGCUUUACAGAAUCAGAUCCAUCACAGGACAACAUGAAGCUUUGGAGUCAUCUCUUGUAUUCAUCUCUCCUUGCCUGUAUAUCCUCACAGUCCACAAUCCCAAUGUCCUCUGCCUCAGCCAGAGGUUCUUGUCACUCUCUCUGCAAUUGUGAGGAAAAAGACAGCACGAUGCUAAUAAAUUGUGAAGAGAAAGGUAUCAAGAAGUUAUCCCAAAUAAGCGUGCCACCAUCACGACCUUUCCACUUAAGUUUAUUAAAUAAUAGCUUGACAAUGCUUCACACAAAUGACUUUUCUGGGCUUACCAAUGCUAUCUCAAUACACCUUGGAUUUAACAAUAUUGCAGAUAUUGAGACUGGUGCAUUUAAUGGUCUUGGCCUUCUUAAGCAACUUCAUAUCAAUCAUAAUUCUUUAGAAAUUCUUAAAGAGGAUACCUUCCAUGGACUGGAAAACCUGGAAUUCCUACAAGCAGAUAACAAUUUUAUUACAGUGAUUGAACCAAGUGCCUUUAGCAAGCUCAACAGACUUAAAGUGUUAAUUUUAAAUGACAAUGCUAUUGAGAGUCUUCCUCCAAACAUAUUUCGAUUUGUUCCUUUAACCCAUCUAGAUCUUCGUGGAAAUCAGUUGCAAACAUUGCCUUACGUUGGUUUUUUAGAACACAUUGGCAGAAUAUUGGAUCUCCAGUUGGAGGACAAUAAAUGGGCCUGCAAUUGUGACUUAUUACAGCUAAAACUUUGGUUGGAAAACAUGCCCCCUCAGUCUAUAAUUGGUGAUAUUGUGUGCAACAGCCCUCCAUUUUUCAAAGGAAGCAUACUAAGCCGGCUGAAAAAGGAAUCAAUUUGCCCUACUCCACCAGUGUAUGAAGAACACGAGGAUCCUUCAGGAUCAUUACAUCUGGCAGUAACAUCUUCAGUAAGUGAUAGUCGCAUGUCAACCAAGACCACGUCUCUUUUAAAACCACCCACCAAAGCACCAGGUUUAAUACCUUAUAUUACAAAGCCAUUCACUCAACUUCCAGGACUCUACUGUCCUAUUCCUUGUAACUGCAAAGUACUCUCCCCAUCAGGACUUCUAAUACACUGUCAAGAGCGCAAUAUUGAAAGCUUAUCAGAUCUAAAACCUCCUCCACAAAAUCCUAGAAAGCUUAUUCUUGCAGGGAAUAUUAUUCAUACCUUAAUGAAGUCUGAUCUAGUGGAAUACUUCACUUUGGAAACGCUUCACUUGGGAAACAAUCGUAUUGAGGUUCUCGAAGAAGGAUCGUUUAUGAAUUUAACAAGAUUACAAAAGCUCUAUCUGAAUGGUAACCAUCUGACUAAAUUAAGUGGAGGUAUGUUCCUUGGUCUCCACAAUCUUGAGUACUUAUAUCUUGAAUACAAUGGCGUUAAGGAAAUAUUACCUGGUAGCUUCAACCCAAUGCCUAAACUUAAAGUCCUCUAUUUAAACAACAACCUCUUGCAAGUUUUACCACCACAUAUUUUUUCAGGGGUUCCUCUAAUGAGGGUAAACCUUAAAACAAACCAAUUUACCCAUCUACCUGUAAGUAAUAUCUUGGAUGACCUUGAUUUACUGACCCAGAUUGACCUUGAGGACAACCCCUGGGAUUGUUCCUGUGACCUGGUUGGAUUGCAGCAAUGGAUACAAAAAUUAAGUAAGAACACAGUGACAGAUGAAAUACUCUGCACCUCUCCGGAGCACCUAGACAGAAAGGAAUUGAAAGCACUCAACAGUGAGCUUCUUUGCCCAGGUUUGGUCAAUAACCCACCCCUGCCAACUCAGACUGGUUACGUAAUAGUCAAUACUCCUACAGCCACAACUACAGCGGACACUAUUUUUAAAUCACUUACCAAUGCUGUACCACUAUCUGUUUUAAUACUAGGACUGCUGAUUGUAUUCAUAACUAUCGUGUUCUGUGCUGCAGGGAUAGUGGUUCUUGUUCUCCACCGUAGGAGAAGAUACAAAAAGAAACAAGCUGAUGAACAGAUGAGAGACAACAGUCCUGUGCAUCUCCAGUAUAGCAUGUACGGCCAUAAAACAACUCACCACACUACUGAAAGACCCACAGCAUCACUCUAUGAGCAGCACAUGGUGAGCCCUGUGGUUCAUGUCUAUAGAAGCCCAUCCUUUGGCUCAAAGCAUCUGGAAGAAGAAGAAGAAAGGAAUGAGAAAGAGGGAAGUGAUGCAAAACAUCUCCAAAGAAGUCUCUUAGAACGAGAAAAUCAUUCCCCACUCACAGGAUCAAAUAUGAAGUACAAAGUCACAGACCAAUCCACUGAAUUUUUAUCCUUCCAGGAUGCCAGUUCAUUAUAUAGGAACAUUUUAGAGAAAGAAAGAGAGCUUCAGCAACUGGGAAUCACAGAAUACCUAAGGAAAAACAUUGCUCAACUUCAGCCUGAUAUGGAGGUACAUUAUCCAGGAGCCCAUGAAGAGUUAAAGUUGAUGGAGACAUUAAUGUACUCAAGGCCAAGGAAGGUAUUAGUGGAACAGACUAAAAAUGAGUAUUUUGAGCUGAAAGCUAACUUACAUGCUGAACCUGACUACUUAGAAGUCCUGGAGCAGCAAACAUAGAGAGUUUGAAGGCUUUUGCAGAAAUGCUGUGAUUCUGUCUUAAGUCCAGACCUUGUAAAUAAGUGCCUUAUAUGAGUGUAUCAUCAAUCAGAACUUAAGCACAGCAGUAAUCCUAUGGGAAAAAAGAAGAAAAAGAAACUCAGGGAUCACUGGGAGAAGCCAUUGCAUUGUCUUUAGGCAAUUUUAUCUAUCCCCAAUAAAAUAAAUCCUUGCAUGUAAAUCAUUCAAGGAUUAUAGUAAUAUUUUCCCAUAUACAUAAAAUGUUUCAUAGAAGUCCUCUUGCACAUCU
This is a messenger RNA of Physeter macrocephalus (sperm whale), 3212 nucleotides long. It is a transcript of the gene SLITRK6, whose product is annotated as SLIT and NTRK like family member 6. NCBI's taxonomy places the organism in Eukaryota, Metazoa, Chordata, Mammalia, Artiodactyla, Physeteridae. Gene Ontology annotation, biological process: positive regulation of synapse assembly; axonogenesis; regulation of presynapse assembly. The coding region runs from base 395 to 2923 and encodes 842 amino acids. The record is from RefSeq and is a predicted model, not a curated record. Gene Ontology annotation, cellular component: plasma membrane. Gene Ontology annotation, molecular function: protein binding. The transcript is spliced from 2 exons.